Molecule: messenger RNA, 2536 nt
Organism: Conger conger (European conger)
Lineage: Eukaryota; Metazoa; Chordata; Actinopteri; Anguilliformes; Congridae
Gene: szrd1
Product: SUZ RNA binding domain containing 1
Exons: 4
Coding region: 42-524 (160 amino acids)
Source: RefSeq, a predicted model, not a curated record
ACCAAGAAUUCGUUCCUGGAGUGUGUGUGGGAGAUUGGAACAUGGAAGAUGAGGAGGUUACGGAGAACUGGGAGGAAGCAGCAGACAGCGGGGAAAUGGAAAGAAGACUGGAGGAGAAACUGAGGAUCAGCCAGAAAGAGAAAAUGUCGGGUGGCGGUUCUGGACGAUCUCCGUUGAGGACGGCUAUCGUGAUCCAGGAUGACUCCCUCCCCGCCGCCCCGCCACCCCAGAUACGCAUCCUGAAGCGGCCCUCCAGCAAUGGCUCCCUGGGGUCCCCGCUGGCCCCGGCCCGGCCCCUCCCGCAGGUGAAGUCCCUUGCUCAGCGAGAGGCGGAAUACGCAGAGGCCCGCAGAAGGAUUUUGGGCAGCGCCAGCCCUGAAGACUCGCCCCAGGACAGGCCCAACACGGACAGGCCAACGCGAGUGAGCGGCCCCCAGGCCUCGGAGGAUUCCCGCUCAAACAAUCACGUGAUCCGCCAGCCGGCUGGUCCAGACGGUACACAAGGCUUCCGCCAGCGCAGAUAGAGGGGGGGCGCAUCCUGCCUGGGGGGGGAGGAGAGAAGGUGGGGUGAUGGGUGGAUGUCAAAGAGGGGUGGAAAUUCGAAACCCGAUCAAAAUGGCGGUAUCGAUUGAUUUGGAGAGGGGAGAUGUAGAACAAGUGUGCAUGCGUUUUCUCUUCUCUUCCCCCCCCCCCAUCUCCCCCCCUGCCACAGUGUGGUAGCAAGGUUAGGGCAGGAUGCUAAUUACAGGGGAAGGGAGGCAAGGAGUGUGGGGGAACAAACCUCCCCCCUCCACCCCCUCGAUCAACACUGUGAUGAGGACAUUACUUGUUUAGGACACGGUUCACUGUGAUAUCCCCUUUAAGACACCUGCCCCAUGCAAAUUCCCCAUUACCCCACCCUCCUCCUCACCUGCCCCCCCACUCCCACUGUGACUGGCACCCUGUUGCUGGGAGACAACCUUUUGGCCGGGGACAUGACCGACCAAUCCCAGGACAGCCUUGGAUAACUCUGGGAAGAAGGCUGAAAGACUUGAGUGUGUAAGAGGGUGGAGUUUGGAAGCAGUUGAAGAGUGCUGGAGUGCAUCAUUGGAUCAGAGAAACUGAGAGGUGACAGACAGGCACUCUUAUUGGAUGAGAGCGCUGCACUGGGUGCUGGCUUCUCCCAGCAAUAAUACAAAUAAUAUCAUUAAUGAUAAUCAUCCCUUCCUGCACUGUAUACCUGACAGUGUUUUAAACGUGUUUUUUUUUUUUUCUUUUUUUUUUGUAUUUUAAUUUCAAGUUUUUGGUGACUUUGCUAAAUACACUUGUAGUUUUUAAAUUGGGAGUGGGAGAGUUGAGAUGGUAAGCUGAAAACAGUUGUUGGAUUUCUGUACAGUUCUCUUGUUUACGGUUUUGGCUUUUUUUAUUAUUAUUUUGCCUUCCCUGUGUCUUCCUGUCCUGAUUUCUAUUUAUAAACAACAUGAAUUAAAACCGUAAAAUGGAAUGACAGUAUAGUGACAAACAAAUCAGUUAGUCGAGUGAAUUCAGUUUUAAAGCGGUGUUUUUUUUAUUUUGUUUUAUUUUUUGGGGGGGUUGUGAUUUAAGGAAAAGUAUUUUAAUUCAAAUCAGCCACAACAGGAAAUGGAUGUUUGAAAGAAAGCUCAUCCUGUAAAGAAGCGGUACUUGAGGGAACCAUUCGGUCAGACGUGGCCAGAAAGCGAUUUUCUCUGGGUAUUGCUUUUUUUGGUGUAUUUAGAGACUUAAUGAAGAUAUGACGAUAUCCUCCAUACUACUCGUUUUCAUACGUCAGCAGCCAACAGCAUCCGCCAUCCGUUCCGAUGUGCAUUACUAAUAGGACCUCAGGUGCAUGUGAUGGAGAUUGAAGGUGAUCUGUAGUAAGUGAGAAACUUGCAUGGGAAUGGCAGAUUUAGAAAGUUAUCUUCAUUCUCUGAUACAGGUUGAAAAUUAUGGGCACGUUCUAGGAGAUUGUUGAAAUGAUUAUUUUUUAAAGUAUACACAUUUUGUAGUGGGUCACAGAGUUAUUGGACCCAGUGGAAAGGAGAACUGUCCCACUCCUGUGGAGAAGGACAGGACUGGGUGGAGAUUAUACAGGGCCCCCCCCCCUACGGUUUGUGUGUGAAUCAUAGUUUGUUUUGAGACCAAUGUCUUGACUCUGUUUAAUGAAUUGUGCUGGAACCGACAUGGAUUGUAAGCGUUUCACACAGAUGUGUAUUUUUCUUUCUUGCAUUCGGGCUCCCCAGAUUCCCGCCAGAGGGUGCUGUGAUUUUGAACGGCCAUUUUUUUGUAGAUCUCCACCCCUCAUCUCUUUACAUGUAUCGAAUGAUUUACUCCCUUUGUUGGUGAUGUGUGAGUGUUCACCCGGCAGCCUGGUCUGAGACCCUCUGGGGCUGCCUGGGAACUCUGAAAAUGGCCCUGAACUCACAGCUGCCCAGGCGAGCGUUAAAGGUGGUCAGUGUUGGUUUCACCCCCGAGGAAGAACACAAAAUCAGUCUGUAAAUACUUUCAAAGAUGCCCAUUUAAUAAAAACUGAUUUUUA